Molecule: messenger RNA, 2524 nt
Organism: Penaeus vannamei (Pacific white shrimp)
Lineage: Eukaryota; Metazoa; Arthropoda; Malacostraca; Decapoda; Penaeidae
Source: RefSeq, a predicted model, not a curated record
GAUAUGGUAUGUGAUAGAAGGAAGUCAUUGUUAUUCUCUUCUUAGGAAUGGUUGAUGGAGAAUUUCCAAUGAUGACCUUCAGUAAAGGGAAAAUUACGAGGUUGAACAAGGAUGAAGUAAGAAAUCGCAUUCACACUCUUGUCACUUGGGUUUGUGAUUGUGGGUAUCUGACUUCACUCCUUACCUGCUUGAAAGACCCAGUGACCAAUGUUGCAUCUAAGGCAUUGGAAAUCAUUCAGUUUAUCGGAAAUCUCAUUACGAAGUAUGAGAUUAGAAUAGAGAAGAGUAAGCAGAAAACCAGUGAUGCUUCUUAUACUGUGAGUUUAAGCCCAAAGAAGGAGACCAUAAAGGAGGAGGUGACAAGUACAAAAGUGAUGGUAGCAGGGAUAGAAGUCACUCUGCCUGAAGAUGCUAGUGCCUUAGACAAGAUAGAUCAAACCAUUAAUGACAUACUCAGCUCUUCUGCCUUGUCAGCUGUGUCAUUGAUCAAGAGGCCAAUGGGUGAAUACAGUAGCAGUCCCAGCCUGGAUAAUAGAGAUAUGAAGCUGAGUACUGACGAUAUCCCAUCUGCUAAUCCUGCCAUUCCAGUUUCAUCUUUGUUACAGUGCAUUGAUGAUUUGUCCCACACCACCAUCAAGCAAGAUGAUAGCCUUGACACAAGCAACUUCAUCUCCUUGCUGGAUGACAUUCUCCUUGAUGGAGGACAGAAGCCAUUGUUGUCCGAUGACCAAAGAUUGCGAGACUGCUAUUAAGUUUGGAAGUGUGCUCAUUUGAUUCAUUUGUACAUUAUUUCAUCCAGUGUGCAUUUGUUGAUUAAGAAAGAAUCAUUUUAACAAUAAUUAGAGUGUGUCUUUUAUGUGAAAGUAGCACAUGCACAGAAAUAAACUUUGUGACACUAACAGGCACACUGUAAAUAAAUGAAAAAUAGGUGGAUAACUAGCUUCACUUAUUUUCAACAUGUGCCUUAUUAUGCCUUAUUACGUAAAUCUGCUUGUAGUCAUGUGUAGUGCGAGCCUUAAAAUGAACUUGAAACUAAAUGUACUUCAUUUAGUGGUUGUUUGGCACCCUCUUGUACAUCAGUAUAAAUAUAAUUUUUAUAAGCUUAUUAAGUAGUCAGCAAUUUUUGUGUAUAGUGUAAUAUUUUUUUUCGGACUGACUUUGAUAUUAAGUUUCCUUUUUUGUUGUUAUUGUUGUUUCUAAAAGGGAUAUGAUGUACAAAAAAUUUACUGAUUUUUCUAGUGAGAAAUAAUGCAGAAAUUGUUCUCUUAUAUUAUCUAUUUGCCUUAAGCCGUAAAUGCUCAAAUUGUAGAGAUCUGGGUUAUUGUAUGUAGCUCAUCAUGUGUUCGAUUAAGAUUCAAAGGUUCAUUAUUUGUAUGGUUCUUUUGAUACAAGAUUUUCAUUCAUCGAUAGUAUAUUUUUGUGGGGCAAUACAAAUGUCUGUUUUAAGUAUAAACAGUUUGACGUUAAAUUAAAGUUUGGCCUUAGGAAACUUUAGAAUGAGUGAGUGAGCGAGUGAGCGAGCGUGCUUGUGUGUGAAUGCAUGAGUGGAUAAGGGUAUGUGUAUGUAUGAAAUGAAUUCAAGUUGGUUUUUAGCUAGUCUGGCAUCUUUGUGUCCUGGAUUGAGCAGUAUUAGUGAAACUGAAGAAUCACAAAAAAAUCAUAUCUUGGAAUCAUGUAAUUCUGUACAAGUUAGAUAAUAAAGAAACAGAAACAUUGAAUAAAAAUUCAAGGGGUAUUUGAAUAAUGUAAUGUACUGUAUGAGAUGCCACACAACUGCUUGCUUAGUGUUAGUCUGUUUGCACAAUACUUUGUUUAAUGUUAUGCACAAUUACUGCAACAAUUGAUUGUUUUAUAGUUGGAAUAACUAGUUGAAAAUUCCAGAUGAUGUUGGUAUUAUGGUCUUGACUUUCAAAAAAUCUUUUAAACUAAUAUGUGACAUAUUUUAAACAAAUAGUCAGAACUUAUUGGUGCAGAAUGGUGCAGUAAGGCAUUUAUCAAUUUGCAUUUUAGGAAACUGCAAAGUAGGCAAAUUACCUAACCAUAACUUGAGAAAGUAGUAAUAUUUUCAUAACUAGCAUUUCAAAUGAUUUCAUUGGAAUGUGUGAUCAGUUUAACCCAUUGGAUCUAGAUGUAUUUGGCUUACUGGACGGGCACACACACACUCUUGGAUAUAUUGCCUCCCCUUUGUAAGGUCUAUAUUUAUCCUUAUCCUUUGAUAUGCUGUAUCUAGAUGAUAAUAGACUGCUUUCCUUGCACAAACUCUGUAUUAUCUCUCUAGGUAGUCUAUAAGAUUUGCAAUAACAAUAAUAAUAUGUAAUGUUUCAUUAUUUGUCUUUUUUUUAUAUUUUCAUAAUCAGUUUUCUGUAAUCCACCCUGCACUGCUAGUCAUGGUGGGCAGGAAAUUUAGGAUACUGAACAUGAACUAUUGUCCUCCUUGCAGCUAGCACUCUUCUAGUUACGGCUCAUGGAUGGUACAUUCCAUCUUCAUUUACAGAUGAAAAUAAACCUAGAGACUGUUCCUAAA